Molecule: messenger RNA, 4634 nt
Organism: Ilex paraguariensis (yerba mate)
Lineage: Eukaryota; Viridiplantae; Streptophyta; Magnoliopsida; Aquifoliales; Aquifoliaceae
Source: the annotation of a GenBank genome assembly
CUUCGAUUUUCGCCCGAACCAGAUCUCCAAAGGUAAAAAUCCUAUCUCAUUGUAGUUAUGAUAAUUUUGAAUUUUGAAUUUCUUGGUCGAUUCUUUAUUUUAUGCAUUCGUACUUUAAUUCUUGGAGUGAGUGACUGCUGCCUUGUGUAAAACCCUAGCUUUAUUGUGGAGAUUGAAGGCAAAUUUUUUUUUUUUCAUUUUUUGUACAUGAGAAAAGACAGUGGGUUUAGGGUUUUCUUUAAGCUCCGUUUUGUUCUUGGAGACGCUGGAGAAAAAGCAACGUAAAUGCUUUAUAAUUUUCUUGCGUUUCUUUUUUGUGCAAAUUUAUUUUUUCCCGAAGACCCAAAUGAGGAGUCUAUUCUUGCUUGGUGAUGUUAGCGCAACUUUCAGUUUUCGGGUUUUUAUUUUUCUAUGAAAAUCUUACCGCUGAUCUCCAUUGCGGCGAGUGCUAUACGUAAGUGACGGCACUUUGUAGCACCUAUUUGGAUGAAGUAGUUUCCCGUGUGCCAUGUAUUGUCCAUAUUGCAGUUUUUCUCAGUAUCUGCCCUUAAAGUGCAUUUUCAUGUACAAGAAAGGAGGCUCAUGCUUAUUUUGAUUAUUUUUGUGUUCACAUCAAUAACCAAUAAAUUUUGUACACUUCACAUAGUGUGGGUAAUCAGCUAUGUAGUCACUGUGGAAAUUUUAUAUCUGUGAACCUAUGCGGCUCGAUCUAUAGACUUCUUGUUGCGAAUGGAGUGGUGUAGCCGGCAUGGAAAUUUUUUGUACUUGUGUUUUUAGUGAGUUCUGUAUGAUCUGUAAUUGUUGUAGUGUAACUUAGGUAGAGUAUAAAGGAAUGUAAUUGUGAUGUGAAGAGAAAAUAUUGUGGGGAUGUGCCUUCGAUGGUGCAUAAGGACUCACCUAUCUGAUGGAACAGAGUCUUUGUGGGGGCAUACUGGUUAUAUGGCCCGACAAAGACUUGCCUUAAUUUUGUAUGGAGCAUGGAUAUUACUGUCCUGAAAGUUUUAACUAUUUCUUUGUUUUGCUUUGUAGUGUCAAGUAAAUCUUCAAUAGAGUUUGGUUCCAGUAUUUGGAUUUUGCGUAGGAUUGUCAGGACUUCUAUCAUCAUCACAAUCAUUUUUUGUUUCAUUUUUCCAUGAUGAACUUCUAUAUUUGGUUCCUUCUUUUACAUAUUCAUAUUUCCUCUUUGAGUAUGCAUAACUAAGAUUAGAAAUUGGGUUUGAUUGUUUUCAAGUUCCUGUAUUGCUGGAGGGAAACAGAUGACAUUGUAGAGGUAUUUUUCCCCAAAGUUCUUUUCUAAAAACUAAAUCGACUGAAGGUGACAUGGUGGAGGUUUAAGUUGUAUAAUAUCGUGUUACCUUGGAUUAUGAUAUUGUGGGUUUCCUUUCCUUUCUAUGCUUAUGCAUUCAUGUUUGUUCAUUUCAGGAAAACGUCACAUCUAAUUAACUAUUUCCUGAUUAAAGGCUUAAACAUAUUCAACCUUAUGAUUAUGAAACCAAAUAAUAUUUUGAGGCCUUCUGUUGCAUUUGCUUUUGAUCAGUGCUAGCUUUCUGCUUUGGUUAGUUUAUCUGCCUUUGAACAAUGCGGAGCCACUACGAUGCAUUGGUGAUACUGUUCGGUUUUGUUUUAGUAUUUUGUUUCAGGAAGGCUAUUCCACUUAGUUCUGGAGCUUAUGUGUUAAUCCACUAAGUUUAGUUUCAAUGUGAUACUUGCUGGUCAACUAGAAUAAUUUGCAUUGGAAACAGGGCACAUUUGUGGUUGCUGCUGGAUAUCUGAUACUAAAUUUUCAGACUAUUGUGAGGUGUUUGAAGAGAAUCCCAUUCAAUCACUCUCAGGAUAACCUUCAAACACUCCAAACUUCUUUCUCUACGCCUUAUCUCUCCCUUAGUAAUCAUAUUAGAAAAUUAUAAGAAGAUAUGCAGUUCAAUGAAGCUAUGUCUGUAUUGGACUGCGGCAUUCAUAAUAUUUACUGGUUGGGGUCCUGCUGAUACAUCGAUUUGCAAGGAUCUGACAGUCCAAUUCCGCUUUCACCACAAUGGCUUCUGCCCAAGCCAGGGGAGACCAAGACUGGGAUGGAGAACCAUCUCAGUCCAUCAGCAGGUUAUGUCAAUUGUUCUGAUACCAUGAAAUCGCUGGGAACUGGUGAGGAGAUGUACGAUACCCAGAAGAAAAAGGAUGUCUUCAGGCCGUCCAUUCUCGAAAUGGGAUCUGGUCGCAGUGACCGCUGGCAUGAUGAAGAACGGGAUACCAAUUCAUCUGUCCGAAGGGGUCGUUGGAGGGAGGGAGAUAGAGAGCCUGGGGAGAACCGCAAGGUGGAUCGGUGGACAGACUCUUCUGGAAGACACUUGGGAGAGGUACGACGUGGUCCAACCGAGCGGUGGAUUGAUUCAAGUAACCGAGAAACCUCUAAUGACCAACGUCGGGAGAGCAAAUGGAACACACGUUGGGGGCCUGAUGAUAAGGAGACAGAUGGUUUGCGUGAGAAGUUGACAGACUCUAAUAAAGAUGCUGUCAUGCCACUUGAUAAAGGGAUGGCUCAUCUUAGUUAUCAUGGGAAGGAUGAGAUGGAAGGUGAUCAUGAUCGACCAUGGAGAUCCAACUCCUCUCACGGCCGAGGAAAGAUUGACCCUCCUCAUCGCCAAACUUUAACACCAAACAAACAGGUUCCUACGUUUGUCCAUGGUCGGGGGCGUGGGGAAAAUGCUCUUCCUACCUUUUCUUUUGGUCGGGGCAGGGCUAGUUUUGUAGGAAGCUCUAUAAACAGUAUUUCUACACACUUGCAGUCGUUGGGAUCUUUCUCCGAAAAGGGUGAAAGUGGUCAUGGAGGGCCUUCCCCUCUGAGAUACAACAGGACAAAAUUGCUCGAUGUGUACAGGAUAACUGACAUGAAAUCACGUGGGAAAGUAUUAGAUGGCAUUGUACAGAUUCCUUCUCUUACACAGGAAGAACCAUUAGAGCCGUUGGCAUUUUGUGCCCCUGCUCCUGAAGAAUUGGCUAUUUUGAAAGGAAUAGAUAAGGGCGAUAUUGUGAGUAGUGGUGCACCUCAGAUCACAAAAGAUGGAUCGGUUGGACGGAUUUCAACUGAUUUGGUGCAGUCGAGACAAAACAAACUUGACAGUAGAGAAGAUUUGCCGUUUGCUGGUGAGGAUUCAAAAGAUGAAGCCGUUGACGGUUCAAGACGUGGUUAUUUAAAUUAUUCUGAGGGCUUGUCAAUUGAUAAACGGAUGCAUUCGUAUGGGCCAAAUUCUAAAAUUGAAACUGUACAGGAUAAUCAGAAGUUUUCUGAUUUCAAACUAAAAGCUGAAGCUUCGACAGAAGAUGGUGCUUAUCAGAGGAAUGAUCCGGUGCCUAUCGAGAGGGAGGCAAGUAUGCUAAGAAAUUCCUCUUUUCAUGCUGGUGAUGCCUGGCAUUCCACACCAAUGGCAGAACAUGCCCCAUAUGAUUGGCGAGAUAUUCCUAAUGACGUCAGGUCAAGAACCUCGGACAUUAGCUGGUCACAGUCUCAGAAGGAUAUGAAUAAUGAGUGGGAAGGUAGUUUGUCAGAUCCAUCUUAUUCCAAAGAUGGACCUAAAGGGAAAAUAGGUAAUGAACGAAUUGUUAAAAGGCAACCAUCUGUAGUCCUGGAUAGGGAGCAAGAAACCAGGACACUUCCUCAACCUUCUCCAGAAGAUCUACUUCUUUAUUAUAGAGAUCCACAGGGUGAAGUUCAGGGGCCUUUUGCUGGAAUUGAUGUUAUUGGAUGGUUUGAAGCUGGAUACUUUGGCAUAGACUUGCAAGUACGUCUAGCAAACGCACCACAUGACUCACCAUUUUCAUUACUUGGUGAUGUUAUGCCCCACUUGCGCGCAAAAGCCCGACCACCACCUGGUUUUGGUGCGCCGAAACAGAAUGAAGUUACAGAUGCAUUAAGUCGGUUGAACCCCGGCAGCUUUGGUAAGCUUAACACUGGUUCAAGUGAGACUGAUAUGAUAAAGAAUGAACCAAGGUAUAAACAUAGCUCAACAAAGGAGGCCGAGAACAGGUUCUUGGAGUCUCUGAUGUCUGCUAAUAUGAGCAGUACACCUCUUGAGAAGUUUGCUCCAUCUGAAGGUGUGCAGGGAUAUUUUGAAAUAACACUAGUGGAUGCAACCUCUAUUGUUCCAAACUCAGAGAUUGUCCAUGACUCCCCAUUGCCACAUCCAAAAUUCUCCUUCUCAAUGUCAGACCAUCCUCUUCAGCAACCUCAUUCUCAGAACAUGGACUUGAUGUCAAUCGGUCCAGGCUUACCUGAGAGGCCUACUUCUGGUAUCAACAAUGGAGUUAGUGGUUGGUCAAAUUUCUCAGGCCAAGGUGGGCUGGACCCAAUUAAGGACAAGUUGGACACUCUUCAUGGCCAGAAUUUCCCUCCACAAGCUACAUAUGGGAUCCAACAACAGAGGCUGCAACCGCAGAAUCAACCCCCUUUAGCAAAUUUACUAGCUCAAGCUAUCGAUAAUUCUUCUAGCAUAUUAACCCCUGAAAAGCUACUUUCUUCUGGUCUUUCACAAGAUCCACAACUAUUAAGUUUGUUGCAACAGCAAUAUUCGCGGCAGUUACCUUCUCAGUCUCCAGUUCCAUCACAGCAGCUGUCAAUCUUGGAUAAAGCUAUUGUUGCUUAA